AUGGCCGCCCGCCGGUCUCUAGCUCGUUCCAUCCCCGCUCUCCGCUCCGCUCCCCGCACGCCCGCUGUUGCUCGCGCGGCCUCUCGCAACACAUGCUCCCUCACCGCCACCACCCCUGCUGCUAGGCUUGCUUCUCGGGGCGCUAUUUCCUACCCUGUAGGAGCUUCUGCUUCCCGAAAACUUCAUGUCACAGCCCAACAUCUUGCUCCUGCUACUACCUCGGCAGCCACAUCAACAACUGAAUACCCGACAGAUCACAAACCAAUUGCCAAUCCCAUUGACACAGCAAAUUUUCUGAAUAAUGAAUUCGUGGCAUCUCAAGCUACCACUUGGAUCGAUCUUCAUGAUCCUGCUACCAACAACCUCGUUACCCGAGUGCCACAGAGUACCGAUGAGGAGUUGCAGGCUGCGGUCAGGUCAGCCGAGGAGGCUUUCCCCGCUUGGCGCAACACCAGCAUCAUCGCUAAGCAGCAGAUUCUUUUCAAGUUCACCAGCUUGAUUCGUGAGAACUGGGACCGCCUGGCUGCUUCGAUUACCCUUGAGCAGGGUAAGACCUUCGCUGAUGCUAAGGGUGAUGUUCUGCGUGGUUUGCAGGUCGCCGAGACCGCCUGCGGUAUCACCACCCAGAUGACCGGUGAGGUGCUUGAAGUAGCCAAGGAUAUGGAGACCCGAAGCUACCGCGAGCCACUCGGUGUCGUCGCAGCUAUCUGCCCUUUCAACUUCCCCGCCAUGAUCCCUCUGUGGUGCAUCCCAGUUGCCACUGCCACUGGAAACUGUCUCAUUCUCAAGCCAUCCGAGCGUGACCCCGGUGCGGCUAUGAUUCUGGCCGAAUUGGCUAAGGAGGCUGGAUUCCCUCCCGGUGUGAUUAACAUUGUGCACGGUUCCGCCCGUACCGUCGACUUCAUCAUCGACGAGCCCGCUAUUAAGGCUAUUAGCUUCGUUGGCAGCAACCGUGCUGGUGAAUACAUCUACACUCGUGGCUCUGCCAAUGGCAAGCGUGUGCAGGCCAACCUGGGCGCAAAGAACCACGCCGCCGUCCUGCCUGACUGUAACAAGAACCACGCUCUGAACGCUAUUACUGGUGCUGCUUUCGGUGCUGCCGGUCAGCGCUGUAUGGCUCUGAGUACAGUUGUUAUGGUUGGUGAGACUAAGGAGUGGUUGCCUGAGAUUGCUGAGCGUGCCAAGGCUCUCAACGUAAACGGUGGUUUCGAAGAAGGUGCCGACCUUGGCCCUGUGAUCAGUCCCGAGAGCAAGAAGCGCAUCGAGGAGCUUAUUGCCAGUGCCGAGGCUGAGGGUGCUACCAUUCUGCUGGAUGGCCGUGGCUGCAAGCCUGAGAAGUACCCCAACGGCAACUUCGUCGGCCCUACUAUCAUCACCAAUGUUACUCCCGACAUGAAGUGCUAUAAGGAAGAGAUCUUCGGUCCCGUCCUUGUCUGCCUGAACGUCGAGACUCUGGACGACGCCAUCAACCUCAUUAACGCCAACGAGUACGGUAACGGUGCCGCCAUCUUUACCAAGUCCGGCUCCACCGCCUCUCGAUUCCAGAAGGACAUCGAGGCCGGUCAGCUUGGUAUUAACGUUCCCAUUCCCGUCCCGCUUCCCAUGUUCUCCUUCACUGGUAACAAGAAGAGUAUCGCCGGUGGCGGUGCUAACACCUUCUACGGUAAGCCUGGUUUGCAGUUCUACACUCAGCAGAAGACUGUGACCAGCCACUGGAAGAGUGAGGAUGCUGUGAGCACUAAGGCCAAUGUUGUCAUGCCUACUCAUUCAUAA
Messenger RNA from Penicillium malachiteum, 1773 nucleotides. RefSeq names its product CoA-acylating methylmalonate-semialdehyde dehydrogenase. Bases 1 to 1773 code for a protein of 590 amino acids. The record is from RefSeq and is a predicted model, not a curated record. Gene Ontology annotation, molecular function: methylmalonate-semialdehyde dehydrogenase (acylating, NAD+) activity; malonate-semialdehyde dehydrogenase (acetylating, [NAD(P)+]) activity. Gene Ontology annotation, biological process: thymine catabolic process; L-valine catabolic process. The transcript has 3 exons. Gene Ontology annotation, cellular component: mitochondrion. Lineage: Eukaryota; Fungi; Ascomycota; Eurotiomycetes; Eurotiales; Aspergillaceae.